UCACUGGUGGUCGCUUGUUUCUAUUGCUUCACCUUACUACGUACGACCGACCUCUCCGUUUCCCGCCCUUCUUCACCUCUUCACCUUCACGCCCCCAAGUCCUCGUUCGCCGGCACCGUCGCUGGCGCAAAUGGCUCAGGCCUCGGGGGUUCGCGGCCAGGUCCCUUCCCCUCGUCUAUCUGCUCUCCAGCGCCCUCUUGUACGCUCUACCGCCCUCGCACUCAGGCGCGGAUGUCCAAGUGGGUGGCUUUUUGGUACGACGCGCGACUGGCUGCACCACCUCCGCCGCUUACUACGGGGCCCUGGUCCGCUCGAGUCGACAAGCGACAUGGGUCCGGCAGCAGGGGACGCGGUGGUGUGGCCCGAGUAAAUGCGAUCCUGUCCCCAACAUACGGAGUGCGUGCCACACUCCUCUUCAGUCCGUCAGUCUUCAAUGCCCAAGUUAGUCCAUACCGUCCACAUAUCAGACUGCCGUCGCCACGCCAUGCCAGCCCUGCCUUGUGUAUUGUACCAGAAUGGCCAUCUGGCCGCCGUGGGAUGGGCUGGCAUGGUCUGGCCCGUGGUUGUGCGCCUCCUCUCCAGUCUCUGUCUGAGUCACCCUCGUCUAUCUCAUGCGCGGGAACCAGACAGCAGAAUGCACAUCAUCCGUCAGUCCACUCUCAACCCCCCGAGUUCCAUUGGCAGUCGAGAGUAUGGGUAGCCGCCACAUGCAUAGCGGUAUCAACCAGGCACUUGGCAUCCUCCUCCGAUGCACCUCGAUCCAGCACAGUGCACGUGGAACGCACACCCAAGAUAGCAUCGGAGAAGGAAAGACGAUGAGGGAAGAAGGAGGCGAUGCGGUGCCCAAUAGGAGAAAAGCUCUGCAUUGCACUCCCUCCGCCCCGGCAAUAGAUCCCAUUGCCGCGCACUCCCGCACUUGAUGAUCGGUGAUGGAACAUCAAGCGACCCAUGCAAGCUACCACCGGAACCAUAACUCAGAGGAGCCAUCUUAAACAGAGCUCCUCUUAAGCUCCUCUUCCAAUCUCCUAUCUAAGUCGCAUAAUUGGCU
Molecule: messenger RNA, 1048 nt
Organism: Ilyonectria robusta
Lineage: Eukaryota; Fungi; Ascomycota; Sordariomycetes; Hypocreales; Nectriaceae
Exons: 1
Coding region: 232-819 (195 amino acids)
Source: RefSeq, a predicted model, not a curated record